GAACCAACCUGGACCUCCACCCAGCUCUGUGUCCUUAAUGAGUGACCACUCAAAACGUGACCCCAUUGAAUUUAAACACCAGCACGUGUCUGCUCCAGAGAGGAGACCACUGGCUAAAAGGACAUACACAAAAAAACGAGGAACUAAAUAUAAACAUGAGCCUGACCCCAGCUGUAUGUCCUUAAGGAGUAAACAGUCAAAACGUGACCCCAUUGAAUUUCAACAGUCGCCUGCUGGAGAGAGGAGACCAUUGACUCAAACAACAUGCAGGAGAAAACGAGGAACUAAACGUAUAAAUGAACCUGGACCCAGCUGUAUGUCCUUAAGGAGUAAACAGUCAAAACGUGACCCCAUUGAAUUUAAACAUCAUGGGUCUGCAGCAUACAGAGUGGAUCAGGAGAGCUCAGAGGUUCCGAGGGGUCAGUCUGCCCAGCAGCAUCAAAUACAGCUGGGCUCCAUAUUUAUGCUGCUGGAGGACAACAUCAUCAGCUUUGUGAAGAAAGAGCUAAAGAAGAUCCAGAAGGUUCUGAGUCCAGAUUACCCAGAAUGCUUAGAGAGUCAGAGGGAGGAGGAAGAGCAGAGGAGGAGCAGCAGAGAGGCAUUUGUGAAAAUCACCCUGGACUUCAUGAGAACAAUGAAGCUUGAUGAGCUGGCUGACCGUCUGCAGAGAAAUGCCAUUUGUCCUCACAAACUUAAAUCUACACUAAAGGAGAGGUUCCAGUGUGUGUUUGAGGGGAUCGCUAAAGCAGGAAACCCAACCCUUCUUAAUCAGAUCUACACAGAGCUCUACAUCACAGAGGGAGGGACUGCAGAGGUCAAUGAAGAACAUGAGGUCAGACAGAUUGAAAAGGUAUGCAGGAAACGAGACAGACCAGAAACAUCAAUCAGAGAAGAAGACAUCUUUAAAGCCUCACCUGAACGACUUGAACCAAUCAGAACAGUGCUGACAAAGGGAGUGACUGGUAUUGGAAAAACAGUCUUAACACAGAAAUACAUUCUCGACUGGGCUGAAGACAAAGCCAACCAGGACAUCCAGUUCAUGUUUCCAUUCACUUUCAGAGAGCUGAAUGUGCUGAAAGACAAAAAGUUCAGCUUGGUGGAACUUGUUCAUCACUUCUUUACUGAAACCAAAGAAGCAGGAAUCUGCAGCUUUGAAGACUUCCAGGUUGUGUUCAUCUUUGAUGGUCUGGAUGAGUGUCGACUUCCUCUGGACUUCCACAAAACUACAAUCCUAACUGACCCUAGAAAGUCCACCUCAGUGGAUGUGCUGCUGAUAAACCUCAUCAGGGGGAAACUGCUUCCCUCUGCUCACCUAUGGAUAACCACACGACCUGCAGCAGCCAAUCAGAUCCCACCUGACUAUGUUCACAGGGUGACAGAGGUCAGAGGGUUCACUGACUCACAGAAAGAAGAGUAUUUCAGGAAGAGAUUCAGAGAUGAGGAGCAGGCCAGCAGAAUCCUUUCUCAUGUCAAGACCUCACGAAGCCUCCACAUCAUGUGCCACAUCCCAGUCUUCUGCUGGAUGACAGCUACAGUUUUGGAGAAUGUGCUGAAAACCAGAGAGGGAGGGCGGCUACCCAAGAACCUGACUGAGAUGUACAUCCACUUCCUGGUGAUUCAGGCCAAAGUGAAGAAGGUCAAGUUUGAUCAAGGAGCCCAAACAGAUUCACACUGGAGUCCAGAGAGCAGGAUUAUGAUUGAGUAUCUGGGAAAAUUGGCUUUUGAUCAUCUGCAGAAAGGAAACCUGAUCUUCUAUGAAUCAGACCUGAGAGAGUGCGGCAUCGAUAUCAGAGCAGCCACAGUGUUUGCAGGAGUGUUCACACAGAUCUUUAAAGAGGAGAGAGGACUGUACCAGGACAAGGUGUUCUGCUUCAUCCAUCUGAGUGUUCAGGAGUUUCUGGCUGCUCUUCAUGUCCAUCUGACAUUCAUCAACUCUGGACUCAAUCUGCUGGAAGAGCAACAAACCACCUCCCAGAAGCCUGAAACAACAGAAUCUUCAGCGUCUCACUUUUACCAGAGUGCUGUUGACAAGGCCUUACAGAGUCCAAAUGGACACCUGGAUCUGUUCCUCCGCUUCCUCCUGGGUUUUUCACUGCAGACAAGUCAGACUCUCCUACAAGGUUUGCAGACACAGACAGGAAAUACUUCACAGACCAAUCAGGAAACCGUCCACUACAUCAAGAAGAAGCUCAGCGAGAAUCUGUCAGGAGAGAAAAGCAUCAAUCUGUUUCACUGUCUGAAUGAACUAAAUGAUCGUUCUGUAGUGGAGGAGGUCCAGCGGUACAUGAGUUUAGGAAGUUUCCCCAUACGUAAUCAUUCCCCUGCUCAGUGGUCAGCUCUGGUCUUAAUCUUAGUCUCAUCAAAAAAAGAUGUAGACCCAAAGACAUUUUCUUUAGAGAAGGCUCUUCUGGAGCUGCUGCCAGAGGUCAAUGCCUCUAAUAAAUCUCUACUGAGUCUCUGUAACCUGUCAGAGACAAAUUGUGAAGCUCUGUCCUCAGUUCUCAGCUCCCAGUCCUCCAAUCUCAGAGAGCUGGGCCAGAGUAACAGCAGCCUGCAGGAUUCAGGAGUGGAGCCUCUGUCUGACGGACUGAAGAGUCCACAGUGUAAAACUCUCAGAGUGAUGGGCUGUAACCUCUCAGAGAGCAGCUGUGAAGCUUUGUCCUCGGUUCUUAGUUCUCAGUCCUCUAGUUUAGGAGAGCUGGACCUGAGUAACUCCAACCUGCUGGAUUCAGGAAUGAAGCUUCUUUGUGAUGGACUGAAGAGUCCGAACUGUAAACUGAAUACACUUAGACUGAGUCACUGUAGCCUCUCAGAGAGAGAUUGUGAAGCUCUGUCCUCAGUUCUCAGCUCCCAGUUCUGCAGUCUGAAAGAGCUGGACCUGAGUAACUCUGACCUGCAGGACUCAGGAGUGAAGCUUCUGUCUGUUGGAUUAAAGAGUGCAAACUUUAAACUGGAAACUCUCAGUCUGUCAGGCUGUCUGAUCACAGAGGAAGGCUGUACUUCUCUGGCCUCAGCUCUGAGCUCCAACCCCUCCCAUCUGAGAGAGCUGGACCUGAGCUACAAUCAUCCAGGUGACUCAGGAAUGAAGCUGCUGUUGGCUGGACUAAAGUAUCCAAGCUGGACACUGGACACUCUCAGGGUGGAGCCUGCUGGAGUCCGAUGGUUGAGACCAGGAGUCAUCAUCAAAGUGUCAAUCAAUGAACAGAUGAUGGAUCAAUAA
Molecule: messenger RNA, 3220 nt
Organism: Pundamilia nyererei
Lineage: Eukaryota; Metazoa; Chordata; Actinopteri; Cichliformes; Cichlidae
Product: NACHT, LRR and PYD domains-containing protein 3-like
Exons: 12
Coding region: 38-3220 (1060 amino acids)
Molecular function (GO): protein binding
Source: RefSeq, a predicted model, not a curated record